Molecule: messenger RNA, 3174 nt
Organism: Paramecium tetraurelia
Lineage: Eukaryota; Ciliophora; Oligohymenophorea; Peniculida; Parameciidae
Exons: 4
Source: RefSeq, a predicted model, not a curated record
AUGCAUAAUUCCGACAGUUCUUCCUUUGAUAAUGAGUCCAAUCAAAUAGAAUAAGUCAAACGGCGAUAAAUUUCAUAAUCAUAAUUACCGAAACUAAUGCAAACACCAUCAGAUUUAAAACCGCCUACAAUAAAUUCAUCAUUUAUCUGUCCAUCUCCAAUUACAGAACCAUUAAGAUCGUUCAUUUCUUAUAGAGAUAAUGGAUAAAAUCAUUAAGAUUAGAAUAGAAAGGCUUAGACACUGAAUGUAAAUUCUGAAGGAUUUGAUAAUAAAAACGUUGACGAAUCAAAGAAAUUAAAGAAAAGUUAAUUUAAUUAAGGAAUGCGAUCCUCACGUAAGUAGCCGCUUUAUUCUGAACUUAAUUUAACAGAGGCUGUAAGUAGAAACAUAUUUGACAAGAAAAUUGUUAAACAAUUCGCUAAUACACUUCUUCAAAAAGCAUACAUAUAUCGAGAAAAUUAUUUUAAUGGAUACUAAAAAUAAUUAUUAAUUGAAAACUAUUUAGAAAAUAGCCCUCAUUAUACCAUUAAAGAUGAGAUGAAUAAAUAAUAAAUUCACCCCUUAUGUUUUCUUUUUUGGGAUAUAAUUGUGAUAAUUUGUAUUAUAAUGUUAUGUGUUUGGUUGCCGUUCAAAAUAAGUUUUUAAUAAGAAACAAACAUUGCUUUAGAAAUAAUUGCUAUAUUAAUAAUUAUUUCAGAUUUGCCAAUAAAUUAUAUAAAACCUUAAAUUUAAGAAGGUAAAUUUGUAAACUUUCAAAUUAAGUAUAAAUUGUAAUUUAUUAAACGUCAAACUUUGUUAGAUAUUUUGUAUUUAGUGGCAACAACAUUAUCAUUGUACUUAUCUACAAAUUAUGUAUUAAUUUGGUGUAUUUUAUUAAUUAAAAUUUGUUUAGGAGUUUAGAAAUUGAAUUUCUUAAUAUUUAGAAUAAAUGAUUUUCUUCCUUUUGAUAUUGGUUGCUACAAAAUAUUUGUGAUAGUGUUAUAUGCAAUUCAUUCAUGUUCAUGUUUCUGGCACUUCAUAGGAAUAGAACAAUAAAACUCUUGGAUGAUGACCUUGAAUAUUUAAGAUGAGGAUGAAUGGACAAGAUAUUGUUAUUCUAUUUAUAUUAAUACAUGUCUGAUGUUAAAUGUUGGAUUAGGAUUGAUUCAUGUUAAAACAAAUGUAGAAUUAAUUUAUUCAACGAUCAUUAUGUUUAUCUCCUGUUGGAUGAUUGCAAUUAUCAUUAAUCACACUGGAUUUAUGAUGAAACAGCAAUAUUAGAAUUAUAACAAGACUUUAUCAUAGAUGGAAAUAAUGAAUCAUUUCUUAUCCAAAAGAGGAAUUACAUUGUAAAUGUCAGCCAGAAUUAGAAAUUAUAUGAGGUUCAUUUAAUAAUAGGGUAAUAAGGACGACUAGAUCUAAAUUUUAAUUUAAUAACUUCCACCUACCCUUAAAGAAGAGUUGUUUCUAUAAAUGAGAAUCAAAGCUUUAUUUAAUUGUAAGUCUCUAUUCAAAUUUUCAAAAGAUACCCUUGAAAAUUUGACCUAAAUCAUGGAGUAUGUUAAAUUUAAUCCUAAUGAAUUUGUGAUUUAAAAGCGUAAGCAAGAUGAUUGUUCUUUGUAUAUUAUUGAUUCUGGUGAAAUCUCAAUACUUGACUAAAAUACUCAGUUGGCUCAUUUGGUUUCUGGAGAAUCUUUUGGUGAAUUUUCAUUUUUCUCAGGUCAAUUAAGGUAAGCAUCUGCAAAAGCUAAAGGGUUCGUUUCAUUAUAUAAGAUCCAAUAAUCAAAGUUUAUAUAAUUAAUCUAAUAAAAUAAGAUCGACCAUGAGAGAUAUUUUUUUAUUAGGCAUUCUUUCUUGAAUCAACAAUUCAGUAUUCUUAAUAUGUGUUGUUACUCUUGCAGAGCAUCAGAUCAUUUAAUUUCUAAGUGUCCUAUUUGGAGGUAUACCCCAGAUCUUGAAAAAGUAUACAAAUAAGACAAUUAUAAUUAAUAAUAAAGAUCUAGCUUUUCUAGAACUCCAAAAGAUGUAAGAAAAGAAUUUAAUAGAAUAUUUUCAAAAUUGAUUUAAAAUUACGAUGCACUUAAAAUAUUUAGAUUAAAAUAUGAUAUAAUAUAUGAUGAUGAUGAAGAUGAAGAUGAUGAUGAUAUUUAAGAUGAUGAUUUGGAAUCAUGCUCUGAAUUAAGCGAUGAUUAUUAAAGCGAUGAAGGUUAUUCUGAUAAUAGAAUAGUAGAUAAAUAAGAUGGAACUAUUGUUAGUAUACUAAAACAAUAAGAUUAAGUCAAAGAGAAUUCGAAAGUUCUACAAGAUAUCUGUGAUGAAAAUGAUUAAAUGUUUAUUAUAAGACCGAACAACUAAAAAGGAACACUAAGCACCGCUCAAUUCUAAUAUUAAGCAGAUUUUUAAUAACAGCAACAAUAACUAUAUAAGUUUUCUUUAGUACCACAAGAACCUUAAAAAAUGAAAAGAACAUAAACGCCUUAAGACCCUUUGUAACCUUCGUAAUUGAUACAAACAGCAACUUCUUCAUAAUUAAUUGCUAAUGAAGCGCCUAUUCCUUCUGUCAAAAGAAUUAAAAACACUCCCCAUCUUACAUUUAAAGGAGAUACAGAUAGUUAGUAAAGUCAAAAGCAAUCAUAAAGAUUAAGAAAUAACACAAAAACUAGGCCAUAAAGUAAUAUUGUUGAUAAAAUGAAGAAGAACCUGUCAAGAAUAAGGGAAGAAGAUUCUGACACUCUAAACUUAUCGAAUAGAUAACAUUCUGAUGACUAAACCAGUUCUCCAUAUGGUAGACAGUUGGGCAGACAGAGCUAAAGUUCUUCUUAAGUGAGACAAUCAAUGAAAAGGUUUUCAUCAAAAUUGUCAACUAUCCCUCUACGCCAAGGGACUAUUACUUAAUUCAGAUCAACUGUUAGUCCAAUAAUUAGAUCGAAUAUUCGCAUACCAACUGGAGUAGGUAUGGUCGAUUUAAGUAUGUAUAAAAGAGCGGAUCAAGAUUCUGAAGAAUUUGAGAGGAUGUACUCUUACAAUUUAUAUUAUCCUGUUGAUAACUACUAAAAUGUGAUUAACAGAUUAAACUUAUUUUUGAAAUGGAGAUUAUCAAGAUUUAUUCCAUCAAAAUAUACAUUUGUUUUUAGUGUGAAGCGAAUAGUGAACAAAUUCAAAAAACCUUUAAAGAUGGAACUAAAAUCAAAUUGA